UAAAGAUAAUGUUGAUGAUUAAUAAUGGUGUAGCAAUGGUCAGGGAGAUUGUUUUUAAAAUGGGCGAGCAGAGAUUUAUGGAUAACGAGAUUUCAACCUGGGGUAGCCAAGGGGUACUAAGGGUCUAGAUGGAUCUUGUUUGUUUUUAUCUCUACAGCGAUGAGAAACCACAGUGUUGUCCGAGAGUUUGUUCUCUUUGGACUAUCCACCGACCCUUACGUUCGGCCUAUUCUCUUCGCUCUCUUCCUUCUGGUUUACCUCCUCACUCUGGUGGGAAACUCCUCGAUGAUGCUUGUGAUUGCAGCUGAUUCUCACCUGCACACGCCUAUGUAUUUCUUCUUGAGACAACUGUCGUUCCUAGACCUGUGCCACUCAUCCGUCACAGUUCCCAAGAUGCUGGAGAACCUACUUUCGGAGGACAAAACCAUCCUUGUUGAAAGUUGUUUGGUUCAGGCCUUCUUUGUGUUUGCCACCGGUGGCACUGAGGCCUGUCUGCUUGCCGCAAUGGCCUAUGACCGCUAUGUUGCCAUCACCUCCCCUCUGCUGUAUGGCCAGGUGAUGAGUAACCAGCUCUGCAUGGGGCUGGUGUGGAUCUCCUGGGGUCUAGCCUUUGUUGAUGCUCUCCUCAAUAUCCUUCUUGCUGUCAGCUUAGAUUUCUGUGAGGACCAAACUAUUCCUCACUUCAGCUGCGAGCUGUCCUCUCUCUUCCCUCUGUCCUGCUCUGAUACCUCUACCAACUUCAUACUCCUGCUGUGCUCCUCGGUCCUGCAUUUCUUUGGAACCCUUGUUAUGAUUGUCUGCUCUUAUGCUCGCAUUGUCUCCACUGUCCUGAGGGUCAGCUCCACCACAGGCAGAAGCAAAGCCUUCUCUACCUGCUUGUCCCACCUCACCACUGUGAUCUUGUUCUAUGGCUCAGGUUUCAUCAGCUAUCUGUUACCAGCUUCAGGGUCCCCUGUGGAAAUGGUCUUCUCUUUGCAGUACAGUGUCAUCACCCCCAUGCUGAACCCCCUCAUCUACAGCCUGAAGAACAAGGAGGUGAAGGCGGCCGUGGGAAGAAUGAUCAGAAAGCAUCUUUGACCUUUUAUGCAUGACACAACAUUAUAAUAAAGCAGAUAUGAAACUGUGGUGCUAUGUGAUCAAAUAAUGGACUUGAAGGAGAGAUUUGGUUGCCAGUGAUGGAAGGUGCCACUGGGGACAUGUAUCCAUUGCCUUUUAAGAAAUAUUUGUGAAGAAACAGAGAACUCUUAGGAUAAUGAGCCAUAUACAGAAAAGGACAAACGGAUCAGCUAACCCUCUUUUCCAGGGGAUCAUCUUACAGAAAUGUUUGUUUUUCUUAUUGGUAUAAAUAGCUAUUGCUACCAGCAGCUCCUUCGCUUUGAAAAAAUUAUAUCCCAAAUUCUCAGGAAUCUUGACUCUUCAGAAUCAGAUGACCAUCACAAGGUGGGGGUGACCCUGUAGCCCAGCAGAGGUGGACAGUUCUGUACUUUUCUCCUGAUGAAGCAUUCCAACCUAGAGUGAAAUCAAGACUCAAGUGAGAUUACCCAGAAUGUUCUUUUCUAGGAGAUUCAAUUAUUGAUUGUGAAUGAAAAGAAAAUUCCUGGAACCAAGCCAAUAACACUGUGUGUCCUAAAGACACUACAGCCCUGCUCCCUGGCAACUCUCCUUGGGGUGAUAUUUUAAGGAAGAACAGCAGUGUCAAAUUUGAUACAUUUCUUAACUUGUGCCAAGAGGUGUACUCUAAGUUCAUCUCUCUCUGAAAGAACAUCUGUCAUUGCAGAGAUGUCAAGCAGAGGCCAUGCAGAGCUGACUCAGCUGUGGAUCCAGUAGCAUGCUUGGUUACAUUCCUAACUAAGCUAUCACAGCAUGCUGUCUGUGGAAGAAUUAGAUGUUUGUAGGAUGUUUCCAUGUCAACAAUAGGAACAAAGACAGCUCGGAGGACCUGGAGGACCUGGAGGACCUGGAGAACCUGGAGAAUCGUGAACUACCAAACCUAUUCAAAACUACCACAUUUCUUGUGCCCCAUCAGGGAAUAGACAUUAGGGACUGCUCUCUCACUGUUUGUUUCUCCAUGCUGCUGGGUUAAAGUCCAGAAUUGAAGAUUAGCAUAAUUUGCAGUGUGAAAUCAGAAUCAAAAUAUGGAAGAAUCACUAAAAGAAAUAAUGAAAGUAGAUUAGGUGUGUGUGUGUAUGUGUGUG
This is a messenger RNA of Mesocricetus auratus (golden hamster), 2195 nucleotides long. Its product is annotated as olfactory receptor 8S1-like. Gene Ontology annotation, cellular component: membrane. Gene Ontology annotation, molecular function: olfactory receptor activity; G protein-coupled receptor activity. The record is from RefSeq and is a predicted model, not a curated record. The transcript has a single exon. Lineage: Eukaryota; Metazoa; Chordata; Mammalia; Rodentia; Cricetidae. Gene Ontology annotation, biological process: G protein-coupled receptor signaling pathway. The coding region runs from base 160 to 1077 and encodes 305 amino acids.